This is a messenger RNA of Prorocentrum cordatum, 738 nucleotides long. Lineage: Eukaryota; Dinophyceae; Prorocentrales; Prorocentraceae. The record is from the annotation of a GenBank genome assembly.
GAGCUUAAGGGGCCCUACGACGAGAACAGCGGCAAGGGCGACCAGGGCAGGCACCAGCACGUCAAGGAGGCGGAGGCGAGCACCGACGACUUGCCGAUGGUCAAGGCGCGGUGGGGGGCCGCGCAAACAACUCCUGGGCACGACGGCACCGCGAAGGAGAAGGUGAAGGGGCCCUGCGACGACGACAGCGGCAAGGGCGACCAGGGCAGGCUCCAGCACAACAACGAGGCGGAGGACCGCCUCAACGACCUGCCGAAGGUCCAGGCGCGGCGGGGGGGCGCACAAACAACCCCUGAGCUCGACAACGCCGAGAAGGAGAAGGAACCGGAGCCCGACGGCGAGGACAGCUGCAAGGGCGACCAGGGCAGGCACCAGCACAUCGACGAGGCGGAGGUGAGCACCAACGACCUGCCGACGGUCCAGCGGAAGCACUCCUACGCCAAGCAGAAUGCGCAGCACGAACACGACGCUGGGAGCGGCGGGCCGUGGGCAGCAGUGGCGGCUUUGCUGUUGCUCGCUUUCAGCCUCGCCGCUGUCACGCGCCCUGGCGAGCGAGGUUGGCAAGUGGCUGACCGUGCGGCGGGGCCGGCGCCAGACGUCUACCUGCGCGACGGCGCCGCGGCCACCCGCGCUAUCGCUGCUGACGCCGUUCUGGAAGUCAGAGCGCUGCAAGCGUUCCUGGCGGACUUGGACAACGGGGACUCGCGCGGCAGGGGCAGGGCGCUGUCCCAGCUGUCA